This is a messenger RNA of Argentina anserina (silverweed cinquefoil), 960 nucleotides long. Its product is annotated as F-box protein At5g67140. The coding region runs from base 93 to 779 and encodes 228 amino acids. Gene Ontology annotation, biological process: SCF-dependent proteasomal ubiquitin-dependent protein catabolic process. The transcript has 5 exons. The record is from RefSeq and is a predicted model, not a curated record. Gene Ontology annotation, molecular function: protein binding. Gene Ontology annotation, cellular component: SCF ubiquitin ligase complex. NCBI's taxonomy places the organism in Eukaryota, Viridiplantae, Streptophyta, Magnoliopsida, Rosales, Rosaceae.
UAGUUCACGACUAUUUCCAACGUACCACAAAAUCUUAAAACACCUCCAGAAAAAUCCUUUGGACUUAUAAUCGUUUAGCUCAAAAACACUUAAUGGAGCCAGAGGCUGAGAUUGAUCGGUUGCCUCUGGACCUCUUGGCUAAUAUCUUUGUUCUCAUCACUUCCUUCACUGAUUUGGCCCAAGCAAGCGGUGUGUGUAGAAAAUGGAAACAGGGGGUGAAGCAGAGCCUUGGACGCAGAGAGAGUUUGAGCUUUGCUGGUUGGAAGAUGGAUGAUGACUCCACCGCUCGUGUUCUUCGCUAUGCUUACAGCCUCAGAGACUUAGAUAUUUCAAGAAGCCGGUGGGGUUGUCAGAUAUCCGACACCGGAUUGUACAGGAUCUCUUUGGCAAAGUGUAUCAGCAAUUUAACAUCCAUAUCGUUAUGGGGUAUUACAGGGAUCACAGACAAAGGUGUUGUUCAUUUGAUAUCCAGAGCUAAUUCCUUGCAGCGUCUGAAUAUUGGUGGCACAUUCAUCACAGAUGAAUCACUGUAUGCCAUUGCUAAUAACUGUCCACAUUUGAAGACUAUUGUUCUAUGGAGCUGCCGUCACGUAACAGAGAACGGCCUUCUCGUUCUUGUAAAUAGUUGCCGCAAGCUCGAGUCCAUCAAUGUAUGGGGGACCAGAGUUCCGGUAGAAUGCUUCAUUGCUUUGCUUACUAUCAGUCCAGCUCUUCAGAUAAAACCCAAAGGACUGCCUUUAAGUGUUGAUGCUGCUAUGUUGCCGCCUUUUGUGAUAUAAUGUGCUCAUUCUUCUACUUCUCUGUUUAAUGUUGCCCUACAUGUGUUUUCUUUCAACUCAAUGUCCUGCAUGGGAGGUUGAGGUUUCUUUAUCAGCUCAAUUAUUGCUGGUGUUUGUAUUCUUGGCUUCUUGCUCUUUCUCUGUAUAUAAUUGAAUGUAUAACACCCAACUUUUAUUCCUU